AUGGCAGUUCCACGAUACAGUUCUGGCGACGUGAGCCCUGCACCUCUGGGACGCAACCUUGAGUUUCCUGUAUCUGGGCGGAUCGCAAAGAAUCGCUUCCUCAAAAGCCCAAUGGCCGAGGUUCUCGCCACUUGGAGUCCCAAACACGUAUAUGAGCGAGGUAUUCCUACCGAUGAGCUUGUUGAAUUGUACAGAAGAUGGGGGGAAGGAAAGAAUAAUUGGGGUGUCAUUGUUACCGGAAAUAUCGAUACAAACUGGGCCAUGGUCAAUGGCCCAGGCGACAUGAUCAUCACUCCGGAUUGUCUCUUCGAGGGCGAGCGAUUCGAAAAGUUCACAGAGCUUGCCGCGGCAGCCAAGGCCGAUGGCAGUCUCAUUGUCGCCCAGAUCACUCAUCCGGGGAGACAGGUCCAGGCAUCGGUGAGCCCGACGUCUGUCUCCGCAUCUGCCGUUCAACUUGAGCCAAAGGACGGCAUGACUUUCGGCAAGCCCCACCCUGCCACGCGAGCCGAGAUGAAGAAGAUCGUGGAUGAGUUUGCAUAUGCGGCCGAGUACCUAGAAAAGGCUGGGUUCGAUGGAAUCGAGCUGCACGGGGCUCACGGAUACCUCAUCGCCCAGUUCCUCUCCCGGACCACCAACAAACGCACAGACGAGUACGGCGUCCAGACUACGGAGAAUCGCAUGCGGUUCCUCUCGGAUAUCGUGCGCGGUAUCAAGGCCAGAGUCUCGCCCAAGUUCAUCGUAUCCGCCAAACUGAACAGCGUGGAGUUCCAAGAAGGUGGCGUCACACCCGACGAGGCGCGUGAAGUGUGCGAGACUCUCGAGAAGCUCGGCCUCGAUUUUGUAGAGCUCAGUGGUGGCACAUACGAGGAAUUGGGCCUCAAGUUCGAGAGAGAGUCGACCAAGAUACGAGAGGGAUUCUUUCUGAAAUUCGCCCAGGCCAUCUCGCAGGCUCUGGGCCCGGACCGCAAGAUGAAGCUGUAUUUGUCCGGCGGCAUGCGCUCAGUCGGCCCCAUGGUUACGGCGCUCGACUCCGUGGACGGCAUUGGCCUCGGACGACCUGCAGCGGCUGAGCCUCGACUUGCGAGCGACAUUCUGGAAGGGCGUGCUGGCGGAGCGCUCAAGCCCCUCACCGCUGGUGAGGAAUUCCCCUUGAGUCUUAUGGCUGCCGGGGCUCAAAUCUGGCAGAUCGCCAGAGGAAAGGAGCCAUUCCAAUUGUGGGAUGAAAAAGUGCUCGCGCAGCUGGAACAGGACCUUAGAACAUGGUUUGGGAAGAAGACGGAGGAUGGAGACAAGCUUGAGCAUACGAAGCCCGUCGAGUACACUGGGCCACAGAAUGCGUACGGGUCCAGUGCGGCGGUGGUUGCAUAG
Clonostachys solani is the source of this 1368-nucleotide messenger RNA. NCBI's taxonomy places the organism in Eukaryota, Fungi, Ascomycota, Sordariomycetes, Hypocreales, Bionectriaceae. The record is from the annotation of a GenBank genome assembly.